CUCCGCCUGUAUAAAAAACAAACAAAAACAACGCUCACUGUGAAAAGGAUGCUGGAGAGAGAUGCAGACUGGAGCUGAGAGUGGGAAAGAAGAAUAGUGAGAGAAAUAAAAGCAAAAAGCUGGAUACAAAGAGACAGAAUCACAGAUAAAUAAGACUUCACCAGGACAUCUAAGGAUAUGUGUGAAAUAUUUCACAAGUUCGUCAUGGGGCUGCGUGACUUUAUAAAGGAGUAUUUCCUUAGUUUCUGGGACUAUGAGACACCAAAGGUGAUGGUGGUUCAAAACAGAACUCUUGGAGCCAUAUACAGAAGCGUUCAGUUUCUUGUGAUCACCUAUUUCAUCUGGUAUGUCUUCAUAAGUCAGAAAGCCUACCAAGAGAGUGAAACCCGUCCAGAGAGCUCAGUUUACACACUCAUGAAAGGCACAGCAGUUCAUGGAGAUGAUGUCUUGGACACUGCGGAGUACGUUCGACCCUCAGAGGGCGGUGAUGUGAUUAGUACAAUAUUGAGGCGAGAAGUUACCUAUGAUCAGAGGCAAGGAAAGUGCGCUGAGUAUUUCAAUGUUGCCAAAGCCAACUGUACGAGAGACUCUGACUGUGUCGAGGGAGAGGUUGACUUUGAUGGCCAUGGCAAAAGGACCGGCAGAUGUGUUCAGUACUACAACCACACCUUCAAAACCUGUGAGAUCCAAACCUGGUGUCCCAUUGAGGAGUACGCUGUAGUACGAGAACCAGCAUUAGUGGAGGCCAUCAAUUUCAUAGUGUUCAUCAGGAACUCUAUCCACUUCCCCAGAUUUAAAGUGCUGAGGGGAAACAUCAAAGAUGCAUCAAACAAACGUGAUAUGCAGAAAUACCUCAAUAAGUGUCAUUAUAAUGAGGAGAAAGAGCCCUACUGCCCAAACUUCCGUCUGGGCUACAUCGCAGAUCAAGCCAGGGAGAAUUUCAGUGAGCUCUGCAGGACUGGUGGAGUGAUAGGGGUUUUCAUCAACUGGAAGUGUAACCUGGACCUGGAUCCUUCACACUGUAAACCUACAUACUCCUUCCGUCGUCUUGAUCUCCGAAAGGAUCAGGCCAACUCUGGUUACUAUUCAAGGUUUGCCAAAUAUUACAAUAAGGAUGGGGUCGAGUCUCGGACGCUCAUCAAGGCCUACGGCAUCCGUCUGGAUGUAAUAGUUCACGGACAUGCUGGAAAAUUCAGUCCCAUCCCAACCAUCAUCAGCACAGUGACUGCUUUGACUUCAGUUGGGAUUUGUACCAUUAUCUGUGACUGGAUCAUGCUGACUUUUAUUGACAAGAAUGAAGUCUACAGUGACAGAAAGUUUGAUGAGGUUAUCAAGGAGCCCAAAGUGCCCAAAGUGCCCAUUUCCACAGAGCUCAGCUACAUCAACGGCUUCGGCUCCAACCAUUCAGACCUGUCCGACGGUGUACCGCUGUAAUGUCCUCACAGUUGUCCUCGCUGGCCAAGAGAGUGGACGCUCCUCCAGCUGAUCAGCCGAGUGGUUCCUCAGGUAUCUGCUGCAGCUUAUGGGCUGCGAGCGGUCGCUGUGCUGUUGAUAGUGGAAAUAAACUGACAGAGGACCAGUGACAGAGGAGGCUGGUCGUCUCAAAGUCUGUGCCUGUGCAGUGGAUUCAACUCAUAUAUCAUCUCAAACCUUGAUGGACCCCAACUUGUGUGACAAUGCAGUUGAUUGUGUCUCUUUCACUUGACUUGCAGUAAGACCUCAAGUAUGAAAAGAAACUAAACCAUUUCAUAGCAGAAACAUAUUUGAGUACACAGUAAUGAGAAACAUUACAAACUAUGCCCAUUUCUAUAAAUGUAUUGUAGACAUUCAGUGCAAUAAAUGUCUUCUAUCAACUCAAGUUCUAACUGAAUGUUACCAACAGUAUAUCAUCUGAAAUCUGCAUUAUUAUAAACUUAAAACUGCACACCAUGUUUGGAGAAUCUAUAUUCUGUUUAAUUUCCUUUGUCUUUCAACAUAAGG
Sebastes umbrosus (honeycomb rockfish) is the source of this 1980-nucleotide messenger RNA. RefSeq names its product purinergic receptor P2X, ligand-gated ion channel, 2 (gene p2rx2). The transcript is spliced from 13 exons. The coding region runs from base 178 to 1434 and encodes 418 amino acids. Gene Ontology annotation, biological process: monoatomic cation transmembrane transport; response to ATP. Gene Ontology annotation, molecular function: extracellularly ATP-gated monoatomic cation channel activity; ATP binding; purinergic nucleotide receptor activity. The record is from RefSeq and is a predicted model, not a curated record. NCBI's taxonomy places the organism in Eukaryota, Metazoa, Chordata, Actinopteri, Perciformes, Sebastidae. Gene Ontology annotation, cellular component: plasma membrane; nuclear inner membrane.